This is a messenger RNA of Cynara cardunculus var. scolymus (artichoke), 748 nucleotides long. RefSeq lists its product as uncharacterized. The record is from RefSeq and is a predicted model, not a curated record. Bases 79 to 633 code for a protein of 184 amino acids. Lineage: Eukaryota; Viridiplantae; Streptophyta; Magnoliopsida; Asterales; Asteraceae. The transcript has 2 exons.
GCUCCAAAGUUAGUUUUGUGGGUGACUAUCUACCUCUUACGUAUCAACAAACCCCACAACUAAUUCAACACAAACAUCAUGAUGAUGAUGAUGAUGAUGAUCUUCUUUUUCCUGGUGGGAACUCCUGCAGCCAUGGCUGACAAGCCAUUGAUGGAGCUGGUGUACACAAGUGAUGAGUUGACAAGUCUUGCCGGAUAUGGAGAAGAGAAGCUCUCCACAGUGGUGGUUGCUGGGACGCUUCUCUGUGAUUCUUUUUCCGAUGCCACCCUAAUUCACUCGCAUCCAAUCCCUGGAGCAUCAGUGGUUGUUGCCUGUCGUGCUAACAAGAAAACAAGUAAAGUAAGAGGGAAAACCGACCCAUAUGGCGAUUUCUUGAUUGAUCUUCCUUCCCAUCUUCAUGCAAUUCCAAACAUGGAAAAUAGAUGCAUUGUUAGAAUUGUUGGUGUACCCAAGAAAUCUCUCUGCCACCGAGCCUUUGCUGCCCGUAAACACAAAGCUGGGCGGAUAAAGUUGUCAUCAUCAUCACCAGGGGAUGGAAUUCGAACAUACUCCGUUGGCCAUGGGAUUCACUUGGCACGAAAACAACAUUCACAUCCAUUAAUCACAAUGAAUAGGGGAAGGAAAAUGUUGUGAUAUUCAGUGAGGAGGAGAUUGUACAGAUAAUAUAAUGUUGGUUUGUAUUAAUUUUCUUGUAUCAAUGGUGCCAUGCAUGCUUUACUAGAUAAAAAGAGCAUCAUCAUCGAUCUGC